Molecule: messenger RNA, 1082 nt
Organism: Drosophila suzukii
Lineage: Eukaryota; Metazoa; Arthropoda; Insecta; Diptera; Drosophilidae
Product: cyclic GMP-AMP synthase-like protein
Source: RefSeq, a predicted model, not a curated record
ACCGUUUGACAUUUAUCAGGACACAUUUAGUUUCCAAAAACGAGUGUGCAUUCUUGUUAUAUAGUUUUUGAAAUAGAACCAACAUGUCGAGUUUAAUUUGUAAGAAAUUCUCUAUGGCUUUGAAUUCGGUAGCGUCAUGUCUGAUGCGUCCGCCAAAAGAUGAAAUUCUGGACGAGCUUUAUAUGGUGCAACAUAAGAUUAUGGAAAAUCUGAAUUCUGCUGGCAGGUGGGACGGGACAUUGUUCACCUUUGGCGUAAUGGGAAAUUCUUCGGAAGCCAUAACAAAAAUAAAUGAUGGAAAAUAUGAGUUCCAGGUUAACGUGAAAUUUCCCUUUGAACUUAAGCCCAUUAAGGACGAGCGUCGUCCUGGGUUUGUGAUGCUCCAAGCUGGAGAACUCGUAGACCAUCCAGCCGUUGUUAACGGGUUUCUCCAACGCGAUGCCCUUGCUUGCUGGUUUUUAUUCAUUAUAAAUAAGGAUGGGACAAACAUCCGUAACUUUUCAUUGGACGUGCUCCAGUUUGACUUCUCGAAGUGGCCGCUGCCAUAUCCGGAGGUUCCCGAUGGUGGUCUGAGUUUUCGCAACCAUCCCUGGUACGCGGUACCCAGGGUGACUGUACCUUUGGACAAGCGGAGCUUUAUGGUCUGGGCUCCGGACUGGGAACGCUUCCUGAUGGAAUGGAACUGCCAUGCGAACAAGGUGCUGCUUUUGAUGCGUGAAAUAAUGGAACAGAUGGAGAUAUACCUUCCGUUAGAUGUGGUCAAAUCGAUUAUACUGCGUAACAUUCAGACCCUUCCAUUCGACCUGGGGAAUUGUUUCCUAGCCGUUUUCGAGGCUUUUGUUAACGAUUUGCAGGAGGGCAAAGUGACUCCAUUCCUUGUGGACAGUGUGAACAUGCUUCAAAUAGGAUCGAAUUAUGAGGCCAAGAUUGAAGUGUACCAUUAUACAGCCUCAAAUCUUUUGAAUACAUUUAAAAAUGUUAAGUCUCGAGCUCUGGCCGAUCAAGUCAAGACCGGUGGUGACAACCAAUCCUCCGGUCCCGAUAACUGGAUUACAGUUCUACAUCUUUUAUUUGGUAAUUAA